CGACGACGACGACGACGACGACGUCGACUCCUGCUGCGCCUCGCUGUCUUUUCUGUCUGUCGUUCGAUUCUAAAAGGGCAUAUCGCUUUCAAGACUCGAGCAUCCUCACGUCUUGCCUGCCCUCCCCUCGACCGACACACUGUUUGCGCCAUGGUCGCGCCCGCAGUACCCGAGAUCUAUGAGGAGGAGGACAUCUACGCCGCCGUCGAUGCUCGCUCGGAAUCCCUCCAGAACCUCCGGGAAUUAGGCCCGCCCGACUUGGUUUAUCUGGUCAAACAACCGAAGACCAGUUCCCAUCGCCAGACCGGAGUCUACCACCAUGUCACCGGUGUCGAUGCUUCGUCCUCCGCCAGCUUGGCCGCCUAUGUCAACACACUCACCUUCUCCCCGUUGGAUAAGACGCACAAGGUGGUUUCGGGGAUCUACUGCUGCUACAAUGCCUUCUCCCACCUGGACAUGCGCGUGGAAGUGAAAAUUCCCGGAAGUCUGGAGAGUUAUUGUAUCGAUGAGCGGGGCGACAAGCGCGUGGCGACGGAGGCGUUGUGGUUGGAGACCUUCCUCUGCGCUAUCCUGAGGGCAUACACCUACGCGGACGAUGGCAGCGGCGAUUCGAUUCGCAAGAUUGUGGGAGUGCGGCGAUUUAACCCGGUGACGAAUACUGAGAUGGAGCACAAGUUCCUGGACGCGGCGGAGAGACUGUUCUUCCUGGGACGACAGCUGAGUUCCGAUCCGGAGACGCAAGUACCCAACACCGUCAGCAACCAUCUGACGUCGGGCCUCCUGAAGUAUAUCCAAACCACUGGGCGCUACACCUCGGGGAUUAACCUGUUCGAGAAGCUCCGCACACGAGACGUGGAAGUGUCGUCACUUCUCGCGAGGGUCCUAAUAAUGGCUGAUGAGGAGGUGCAGGCAGUGCGAUUGAUGUUCGACGCUUUGCAGGACGUACCCAUGGACUACGCGCUGCUGGACUGCCAGGCCGCGUUCUGCCAGGGCAAAGGCGAGGGCGAGAUGGCGUUGGAGUGCGCCAAGCGGGCAGUCACGGCAGCUCCGAGCGAGUUCAGCACGUGGGCUCGGCUGGCGGAGGUGUUCGUCGGACUCGAGCAAUGGGACCUGGCGCUGUUGACGUUGAACUCGUGCCCGAUGUUCACAUACCAAGACAAGGACACCCCGCGCAUGCCGCAACCGACGCGCAUCAUGCUGCCGAUUCUCGCCGAGAGCAUGCUGGAGGAGAUCGACGAGGGACAGCCGCGCCAGGGCGAUCCAGCCGACUACGUGCACCCGUCGUUGCGCCGCCUGCACGCCGCGAGCUACCAGGGCACCUUCCUGAAAGCCUACAACCUACUGACAAAGGUAGCAGCGGCCAUCGGAUGGGACCAGCUGCUGAAGAUCCGCAGCGAAGUGUUCGUCAUGGAGGAAGAGUACCGGGUGGAGCAGCAACACUCGACGUCCAAGCACACGCGGUCGAACACGCGCACCUCGGCGGAGGUCAACGGGGGCGACGGGCAGGAUGACGCCGAGAAGGAAGAAGAGGAGCAUUCAGACUUGGACUCGCAGUCCCCGAACGGUCACAAAGAAGAAGAAGAGCCCGAGAGCUCGAUCGAGAAGCCGGAACAAUCCAUGGCAUCGGAAGUGAUCAAGUCCGGCAGCGAAGACCCGGACCCAAACCACACCGCAUACACGCAAUUCCGCAACAAACGCCUCUGCGAACGAUGGCUAGACAACCUAUUCAUGGUGCUGUACGAAGACCUACGGAUCUACACGAUCUGGCGCACAGAGAUGGCGCAGUACCGGCAGCAGGCGAUGGAGUACAAGAAGUCCGCGACGGAGUGGGAGAUCCUGGGCGAGCUGGCGGAGCGCCUGCACCACUUCGACGAGGCCAUCGAGGCCUACCAGCACUGUUUGACGAUCCGGUUCGCGCCCAAGGCCAUGCGCGGCGUGCUGAAGCUGUACGAGAAGAAGAACGAUACCCGUGGUAUGCUGGGCGCGUUGAUCCGGUUGAUUGCGUGGCAGUAUCGAUGGUAUUCUGAGUUCUCCCCCGAACUCCUCUUCCUCAUCCGCAAACUCAUCGAAGACGAAGGCGCCGUAAAGGUCCGCAGCAUCGUCCAGGCCACGAACCUCCCGCAGCCCGUUCUGGACCUCACGCAUCAGUACUGUCAGCUUUGCGCGACGUUCCGGAGCAGCGGGAGUGAUGGUUAGAGAUGUUCCAUAUCGUAUGGGUCAGGGUCAGUUCGAUGCAAGGAAAAAUGGAUGGUAAAAGAGGUGGGGGUUGGUCGCAGUAAACAAAAAAACACAUCUCAAUUCAGCAGCACAUCAUUGUAUGAAGUAAGAUGAAUUCAAGUGAGGUAGUGGGGUUUCGUUUCUUGUUGAAGUAUUCUUUGCAUCCCGGUGGAUGGAUUGAGGGAGGAUGAGAGGAUGAGGAGGGGAGGGGACGUUCCGUUAUGAUGCAGACCUACGUACCACUAUUGUCUAUUGUCUAUUGUCUAUUCUUCUUAUGAACUAAUUCUUAUGUUUGUUGUGUGG
Molecule: messenger RNA, 2520 nt
Organism: Aspergillus homomorphus CBS 101889
Lineage: Eukaryota; Fungi; Ascomycota; Eurotiomycetes; Eurotiales; Aspergillaceae
Product: ChAPs family protein
Exons: 7
Coding region: 151-2196 (681 amino acids)
Biological process (GO): Golgi to plasma membrane transport
Cellular component (GO): exomer complex
Molecular function (GO): protein binding
Source: RefSeq, a predicted model, not a curated record